This is a messenger RNA of Anneissia japonica, 1155 nucleotides long. RefSeq lists its product as uncharacterized. The annotation marks the transcript as partial. The transcript is spliced from 5 exons. Lineage: Eukaryota; Metazoa; Echinodermata; Crinoidea; Comatulida; Comatulidae. The record is from RefSeq and is a predicted model, not a curated record.
GUCAAACUAACUUCACUUGGCUCUUAUAUAUGAGUUGCACAAUACUGUGAUGCUCCUAGCUAUCACCAUAUAUCAUUUAGGUAGGCUUCACUAUGCCUCUUAACUUUGCUUAAUCUUUGGUGCACCUUAAUAGCUGACAUGUCCCUGCUUGGAUCAUAUUCCACAGCUUACACCCUUCCAUUAAGCCUUUCCUUAUGCAACUACUUCUCCCUUCUGGUUUCUCUAUCAAUCCUACCCCUGCUAACACAAAUUAACAUAAUAUUCCCCCACCCAUUUUCUCUACACUUAUCAGAAGUUGCCACUUGCCUAAAAGUUAUUCAUAUUCAUGAAACUUUCAACUACCCUGGAAUAAUGCUAAAUCAACCAUUAACUCAUGCAUAUUCAUUAAACUGAUUCUACACAAUGAACACAAACAACCAUUAAAUCAUGAAUAUUUAUUACGCUGAUGCACUAUACAGUGAGUGUAACGCAUUAUAAGGUCCACUCUGUGACACACGGCCUAGUGCGUACGUAUUGUUCGGUAAUCAGGCACAGGGUGGAGCUAUGCACACUGUGGUUUGACUGCACUAGUUUAAAUUGGUAUUGGCAUGGAAAUUUGAUACUCAUAAUUUGACUCACGAAUAUUGCAUUUUCAUUAAUAUGGCUUAUAAACUUAUUAUAUUUCUUUUAGGUGACGGUUUGGCAAGAUGAAUUCUCUACUUGUAGUCAAAUUUGUAAAAUGGAAUUGAACAAGUUAGGUGACGGUUUGGCAAGAUGUAUUCUCUACUUGUAGUCAAAUUUGUAAAAUGGAAUUGAACAAGAUCGUUAUUGGCACACUUCUACUUUUGAAGCAAUUGUUUGGUAUAAUUGCUGAACAGGUGGAUGUAAUUGACUUUGUAGGUUACACAAAUUAUGCGGCAGUCAAAUCAAAUAAAGACUGUGACAUUAUCAAUGCAGUUAUUCAUCCUGACAUAUCUGAAGAAUUAUAUAUUGGCAUAGCACUGUCCCCAUUGUAUGGGACCCGCUACGAUGAGACGCCGGAAGCUAGAACGGAAUUCACAGAGGAAAACAGAGCAGAAACAAUUGCAAGUACACUUUUCCCUUCAAAUACUAAGGCCUGGUAUAAGGAUGAGGCAGAUUCGUACAAUUCGUUUCGAAUUAGAAUAGACAAACACU